CCACAACCUCCACCACAACCAACCGUCCUUCUGAAUCUCUACGACUUUGCUCGACGGGAGACAGAGACUUUGACUUCGACUUCGAUUCUUGGAACGCUAAGAAGAAGAUCCCUUUUAUCGUUGAAGAAAGGAAGAGAAGACCUUGAUUGAAGAUGUCGACGGAAAUCAAGAGUAUCCCGCCUGUUAUUGGGCCUGAUGGAAAACCCCAGCAUUUCGAUCCUAAUACCGCUCAGAAUCUCAUCGAGAUUGAGAAACAAUUCGCUGUGAAAGCUGUUGAACAGGCUCAGACCUACUGGAACCUCCUUGAAAAAGUCCCUCCUAGGGAGUUGAGGUUGACCAAACUGGACGAUGAGAUCUUCGACGAUUUGAUGAAGACCUUCCCCGAACUCGCCGAACCACCACACACCAAGCUCAUCAAGAUCGACGAGGAGUGGAUGAAGAACUCGCAGGGCAAGAAGAAGUGGAGAGAGUUCUGCGAACGAUACAAGGACCGAGUCAAGGAUUACAACUUUGGAUCCCUCAUUCGUACGGAUGCUGAAGACGAGUAUGGAGAGAGGAACACUAUCUUUGUUACACGGAUACAGUUCUACGGAUUCGAAAUCGCGAGGAACCGUCUAGGACUCAACGACAAAGCGCACGAGCUUGCCAAGGAGGAAGCUGCGAAGGAGAAGGCUAGGAAGGAGAAAUUGGAGAAGGAGAAGGCUAAGGAGAAGAAGGGCAAGCGCUAGUUCGGCGGCCUCCCCGCAGGUCAUCGAUCAUCACUGAGGGCGUCUAUGUACUUGGCGUGGAUCGGGAGUGAACCAAGCUUGAAUUGUAUUGUAGGAGGGAUGGUGGGAGGUGGGGAGUGAGUGCUAAGUAUAUUGGAAUUGGAGUUGGAUUGGUGGUGAUGUCGUUGCCUAUUCUUUGUGUAAAAAUGGAUGGAUCGUUUCUUUUUUUUAAUUUUUUC
Coprinopsis cinerea okayama7#130 is the source of this 946-nucleotide messenger RNA. RefSeq lists its product as hypothetical. The coding region runs from base 153 to 728 and encodes 191 amino acids. The transcript is spliced from 8 exons. Gene Ontology annotation, cellular component: cytoplasm. The record is from RefSeq and is a predicted model, not a curated record. Lineage: Eukaryota; Fungi; Basidiomycota; Agaricomycetes; Agaricales; Psathyrellaceae.